AUGAAGAUGGAUAGGAUCAGUUUGUUACCGAACUCUAUCCUUUGCGACAUUCUCUCUUACCUCCCAACAAAAGAAGCUGUAUCCACCAGCAUCCUCUCUCGCAGGUGGCGCCAUGUUUGGAAGGAACUCCAAGUCCUUGACAUAGAUGAUACAACCUCUCGGCCCGGUCUGGGAUGGGAAGCUCGAUUUGCUUCAUACGUGAAUGCUAUUCUAGCUCGGCGCAAUGCAGAUUACCCUAUCCAAAAGUUUCGCCUCACUUGUUAUGAAUAUUUAGAAAGUACUCUAACCAUCUUAACAUGGCUUGAUGCCGUUAAUGGGCCCUAUCUCCAAGAACUGUAUCUCUGCCUUGAUCUAGUGUUUGAAAUCGACUUGCCUGAAGCCAUACUCACUUCUCCAUCACUCAAGUCCCUUGUUUUGAAACAUGGUGAUUAUUUCGAUUGUUAUCUAAAGUUUUCAAAUGUUUAUCUGCCAUCUCUCAAGAACUUAGAGUUAGAUGGCUGUGUGGACCCCAGCAAACUUUUAUCUGGCUCCCCUGUUCUUGAAAAUCUUAUGCUCAGUGUACCGGACUAUGGUAGUUAUGUUUAUAUACCUACAAUCCAGAUGCCUCGCACAUUGAAAAGGUUAAUCUUUGAAGAUAACAGUACCAAGGAUAAUGACAUUAGCCAUCGUGUGAUAGAUACGCCAUCUCUUGAAUACCUCUAUAUGAAAAUAAUCGCCAAAUCUAAGUUACAGGUUUCGUUUAGCGAUUUUCCUAACAUGGUAGAGGCACAUCUUCAUAUUCAUCAUGGUCGUGUUGAGCAUGUCCUUUGGGUGCCCAAGCUUCUCGUGGCACUCCGCGAAACAAAAUUGUUGGCAUUGAAACAUUGCGCAACAGAGUGCUUAUUUAAUGGUGUAACUUUCGAGUUUCCGGAGUUUCCCCGUUUGCUCAAUCUAGAGCUUGAUGUUGCAUGUUUCAACACAGACUUCCUGCUAAACUUCCUUCAUAAUUGUCAUGUACUUGAAGAUCUCGUGGUUCAUGUUUUGAAGAUUGAUGGAAGUUAA
Arachis stenosperma is the source of this 1041-nucleotide messenger RNA. RefSeq names its product F-box/LRR-repeat protein At3g59200-like. NCBI's taxonomy places the organism in Eukaryota, Viridiplantae, Streptophyta, Magnoliopsida, Fabales, Fabaceae. Gene Ontology annotation, molecular function: protein binding. Bases 1 to 1041 code for a protein of 346 amino acids. The record is from RefSeq and is a predicted model, not a curated record. The transcript is spliced from 3 exons.